Messenger RNA from Aureobasidium uvarum, 1473 nucleotides. The record is from the annotation of a GenBank genome assembly. Lineage: Eukaryota; Fungi; Ascomycota; Dothideomycetes; Dothideales; Saccotheciaceae.
CGCCUGAAAGCAGACAGAGACUUCACCAAAGAGGUCGACAAGGCCAUUCCCGAAGCUCAAGACCUGGCNAAAGGUAGCUCUGUCAGCAACGUACAAGGCGCCAUCGAGAAGCUCCUCGCCCUAGAGAAGCAGACCAGACAAGCGUCGGACCUCCCUUCCACAUCCAGACUCGUUGUCUCCAUCGUUACGAUAUGCAAAGAAGCCAAAGACUGGCCGCUGCUGAACGAGCAGGUCCAGCUUCUGUCCAAGAAGCAUGGUCAACUCAAACAGGCCAUCACCAAGAUGGUCCAGGUUUCCAUGGAAUUCAUUGACGACACCCCCAACGUCGACACCAAGCUGUCCCUGAUCGAGACUCUCCGCACUGUUACCGAGGGAAAGAUCUUUGUCGAAGUCGAGAGAGCCAGAGUCACUCGCAUCCUGUCCAACAUCAAGAAGAGCCAAGGAGAUAUCACUGCCGCCACCGACAUUCUGUGCGAGCUGCAGGUCGAGACUUUUGGUUCCAUGACCCGCCGCGAAAAGACAGAGUUCAUCCUGGAGCAAGUUGCACUCUGCAUCGAGAAGGGCGAUUGGACACAAGCAAGCAUUUUGAGCCGCAAGAUCAGCACUCGCUACUUUGCCCGUAAGCCCAAGAAGACAGCCGAGCAGUUGGAGAAGGAGCGCAAGGAGCGUGAAGAGGAGGAGAAGAAGCGUGGCCCCGACGACGCACCGGUCGAGCCCGAAGACGAUGUCACAGAUCUGAAGCUGCGCUAUUACGAGCAGCAAAUUACCCUGGCCAAGCAUGACGACAAGUACCUCGACGCCUGCAAGCACUACCGUCAAGUUCUGGAUACCGAGGCCGUCGAGAACAACCCUGAGCAACUAAGAGCUGCUCUGCAACGCAUUGUCUUCUUCAUCAUCCUCGCCCCUUACGACAACGAGCAGUCAGAUCUCCUUCACAGAAUUCACCGCGACUCUCGCAACUCACAAAUCUCACACGACGCCGCCCUCCUAAACCUCUUCACCGUUCCCGAGCUCAUGCGCUGGCCCGCUGUCGCCGAGAACUACGGGCCCCAUCUGUGCAAGACCGAUAUCUUUGAUGCUACCGAGAACACUGCCGACCCCAAGGCCCACAAGCGCUGGCAGGACCUUCGCAAGCGUGUAAUUGAGCACAACGUCAGAGUCAUUGCCAAGUACUACACCAGAGUCCACUUCAAGCGUCUGACAGAACUGCUCGACCUUAGCGAGGAAGAGACGGAGAAGUACAUCAGUGAUCUUGUCGUGAGCAAGACCAUCUACGCCAAGAUCGACCGUCCCGCCAGGCUCGUCAGCUUCGAGAAGAGGCGCGACGCAGACGAGGUGCUCAACGAGUGGUCAGGCAACAUGAAGAGUCUGCUCGGCCAUCUCGAAAGAAUUGACCAUCUCAUCACCAAGGAGGAGAUGAUGGCCAGAAUCCAGCCCACCAACAAGGGCGAGAAGGCACUGAGCAAGGUUCGG